UAGGCAGCGGCCGCCCGGCCCGCGCUGUCCCCGCCUCCCGGCCCGCCCUCGCCGGCCGGAGUGAGCGACCGCCAGUCCGCGGAUCCCGGCUCCUGUCCGGGCGCGCGCAGCUAGCGGGCGCGACUAUGCUAAGAUGGUCCUGCAGGCGCGGAGCAAGCACCGGGACGCGGCUUCCAGGCCGCCCCGGCCGGCCCGCGCAUCACCGCCGCCAGUGAGCGGGGCAUCCGAGGUGGGCGCCGGGGAGCCGGGGCCGGAGCGCGCGCCGCCGUCGCCGGGGCGCAGAGGCGCGGCGGGCAGGAAGGGGCCCCGCGCGGAGACCGCUGCGCCCGCCCCGGACGGCCUCGCGGGCCGCCUGGCGGCCGGGCUGCGCUGGGCGCUGGGCCUGCGGCGCGGGCGCGGCCGGACCUGGAGCACGCUGCUGCUAGCUUCCUUUGCAGCCCUGUUGCACUGGAGCCACAUAACGCAUCUUUUUGAAAAUGAUCGGCAUUUUUCUCACCUCUCAACCCUGGAAAGGGAGAUGGCUUUCCGCACCGAAAUGGGGCUGUAUUAUUCUUACUUCAAGACUAUUGUGGAAGCACCCUCAUUUUUGAAUGGAGUGUGGAUGAUAAUGAAUGACAAGCUAACUGAGUACCCACUUGUUAUUAACACAUUAAAAAGGUUCAAUCUUUACCCAGAGGUGAUCUUAGCCAGCUGGUACCGCAUUUAUACCAAAAUAAUGGAUUUGAUUGGUAUACAAACCAAGAUAUGCUGGACAGUUACCCGAGGAGAAGGACUCAGUCCCAUUGAAAGCUGCGAGGGAUUGGGGGAUCCUGCUUGCUUUUACGUUGCUGUAAUUUUUAUGUUAAAUGGAUUAAUGAUGGCAUUAUUCUUCAUCUAUGGCACAUACCUGAGUGGCAGCCGACUGGGAGGCCUGGUCACAGUGUUAUGCUUCUUCUUCAAUCAUGGAGAGUGUACCCGAGUGAUGUGGACGCCUCCUCUCCGGGAAAGCUUCUCAUACCCAUUCCUUGUGCUUCAGAUGUUGCUGGUGACUCACAUUCUCAGGGCUUCAAAACUUUACAGAGGGAGCUUGAUUGCACUCUGCGUUUCCAAUGUCUUCUUCAUGCUUCCUUGGCAGUUUGCCCAGUUCGUGCUUCUGACUCAGAUUUCAUCAUUAUUUGCAGUGUAUGUUGUGGGAUACAUUGAUAUUUGUAAAUUACGGAAGAUCAUUUAUAUACACAUGAUUUCUCUUGUGCUUUGCUUUGUGUUGAUGUUUGGGAACUCGAUGUUACUAACAUCUUACUAUGCAUCCUCUUUGGUAAUUAUUUGGGGUGUGCUGGCAGUGAAACCACAGUUCCUAAAAAUGAAUGUAUCUGAACUUAGUUUAUGGGUUAUCCAAGGGUGUUGUUGGUUAUGUGGAACUGUUACACUCAAGUAUUUGACUUCCAGAAUCUUCGGCAUUGCAGAUGAUGCUCAUAUUGGCAACUUAUUAACAUCAAAAUUCUUCAGUUACAAGGAUUUUGAUACUUUACUAUAUACUUGUGCAGCAGAGUUUGACUUUAUGGAAAAGGAGACUCCACUGAGGUACACGAAGACACUGCUGCUUCCUGUUGUUCUUGUCGUGUUUGCCGCAAUUGUUCGAAAGAUUGUUAGUGAUAUGUGGGGUGUCAUUGCUAAACAACAGACACAUAUGAGAAAACACCAAUUUGAUCAUGGAGAGUUGGUCUACCAUGCUCUGCAACUGUUAGCCUACACAGCGCUCGGUGUCCUGAUCAUGAGGCUGAAGCUCUUCCUGACACCACAUAUGUGUGUGAUGGCGUCCCUGAUCUGCUCCAGACAGCUGUUUGGAUGGCUCUUUGGCAAAGUGCACCCCGGUACUGUUGUCUUUGCUGUAUUAGCAGCAAUGUCCAUUCAAGGCUCAGCAAACUUACAAACCCAGUGGAACAUUGUAGGGGAGUUCAGCAAUCUACCACAAGAAGAGCUCAUAGAGUGGAUCAGAUACAGCACAAAACCAGAUGCAGUGUUUGCAGGCGCCAUGCCCACCAUGGCGAGUGUGAAGCUCUCUGCUCUGCGGCCUGUGGUGAACCACCCACAUUAUGAAGAUGCAGGUCUGAGAGCCAGAACAAAAAUUGUGUAUUCGAUGUAUAGCCGCAAAGCAGCUGAGGAAGUGAAGAGGGAAUUGAUGAAAUUGAAAGUGAAUUACUACAUUCUAGAAGAGUCAUGGUGCAUAAGAAGAUCCAAGCCUGGGUGCAGCAUGCCUGAAAUCUGGGAUGUGGAGGAUCCAGCCAACGCUGGGAAGACACCCCUGUGUAACAUCUUGGUGAAGGAGUCCAAGCCUCACUUCACCACAGUGUUCCAGAACAGCGUUUACAAGGUCCUAGAAGUUAUCAAAGAAUGACUGCCACGUGCACCGGCUACAGAGACCUCAUCAGCUGAUUAACCUCAGUGUGGAUUGCCCUUGAGACUGGAGUCCUCAGGGAUGGCUUCUGGUUCCCACUCCUGGCAGCCACAGAAGAGCUGUUCUCUUUCUGCCUUCUUACCAGAGCCCAAGGACGAGCUUGUCUGGGGGAAGCGCAGGCUUGCUCUUAUUGGUCACCUGCAAAAGACAGCAUGUGAGACUGAUUGUGGCCUCCCUGUCCCCAGAGCCAGCCUCACCUCCCAGGGUUGCCCUCCCUGGAGCUGCCCAGGGACUGUCAUUCCCAGUGUCAAACACUCGGACUGUGCCUCCUCACUUGGAACUUAGUUUUGUUUAUAAGCUUUCACCAACUCAGUAAAUAGGGAAGCGGCUGGAGAUAGGUGGGUUAGGAGUUGCAGUGAUGGUGCAGUAAUGCAAGGAAGUGGAAAGCGGGCUGUUGAGGUUGGAGAGAAAGAGUGGGCAUGGGUGUGAAGGGGCAUGCACACCUGCCCUGCUCAUCCGCACUCAUUCUGCAGCUUGAGGUGGCUGGUGUGUGUAUACAGCAGUUAGAUUUUUUUUUUUUUUAAUCACCUUUUUAAAGUUCUUUUCUAUCCUUACCCUCUAACAGUUCCCUUCAUAAUAAGUUCAUGUGUAAUGAUUGGAAAUUCUGUACAGAGAAACAAAACAUUAAAAUACUAUUAGAGCCAGUUCACAUGCUGGGAAACAUUAAAGUAGUAUAAAUUAGCUCUUUGCAGAAGCCUUUUGUAACAGUAUUUCUUAAUGUAACUCCACCAGCAAGCUCCGCUUGUAUUUUAGGCAAGUCAGCUUGGAACGGAGGCCUUGGGGGUCCACUGCAUAUUUAGCCUCCAGCACAUCUAGUAGCAGCCGGUGCUCUGCGGCAUAAACACUUUUAUGGCGACAUGGAGCAGUAAUAGAUUCUGUGUAGCUGACAAUGCAGCAUUAAAGCUCAGUAUUUUGCAUAUUUUUAGCAUUUACAAAUAUUUUUGCUUUAGUGUGAGGAAAGUAAAGAAAGACAGGAGGCGAUUGAAAUAGUUAUUAUUGUGACAUUUAAAAAAAGCUGGGUAAUACUUCCAUAAAAAAUAAGCCUCUAAAAUGCCUGACAGAAAAUGUGUGCUGUUCAAGUAGGCCAAUAGCAUUAAGGAGAAAACAAAAGGAUGUGUCCCAAAUAAAGUGGUAACUGCAUAGGAGUGUUGUAUUUUUAUGAAUUUUAUGCCCCUUGUUUAUAUGUACUAUAUAUGUUAAAUAAAAAAUACAUGAAAAAUGUACAGUA
Onychomys torridus (southern grasshopper mouse) is the source of this 3662-nucleotide messenger RNA. It is a transcript of the gene Dpy19l1, whose product is annotated as dpy-19 like C-mannosyltransferase 1. NCBI's taxonomy places the organism in Eukaryota, Metazoa, Chordata, Mammalia, Rodentia, Cricetidae. The transcript has 23 exons. The record is from RefSeq and is a predicted model, not a curated record. Gene Ontology annotation, molecular function: mannosyltransferase activity. The coding region runs from base 134 to 2374 and encodes 746 amino acids. Gene Ontology annotation, cellular component: nuclear inner membrane.